AUGUCUGGAAUGACAAAACGACUACAAAACAAAUGUUUUCUAGUAGAUUUAGCUCUAAUGAUUGACAUCCUACAGGAGUGCUCUCUACUAUCUAAUGCCCUUCAAGCUAGAAAUAUAAACGUUGCCAGGGGAGAUCAACUGAUUAGAAGAACAGUUAACACUUUUCAAAUGCUCAGAGAUUGUCACGGUCAUUACGAAAAAAAAGUGGAUGAAGUUAUAAACUCUGAAGCAUUCAAAAAAAUUAUCUUCGUCGAAAACAGAAUUGUUAGAAAUCUUCCCAGAGAUUCCCUUAUUGACAGCAUCAUAAAAAAUAUGAAGUUAAGAUUGAUGGAUUGUUCUCAUCUCGAAUCAAACAGUAACAAAAAAAAUAUUGAUAAUAGCAUUAUUUAUGAACUAGCCAAUUUGCUAGCGCCGAGCACAUGGAAAAUUGAAGAUAUUGUAGUUCCGUGGAUAGAGACCGAAAAAAAUGUAAUAAACAAUGGCCAUCAACAAAUUAGUAAAAUUGCACAAAACAUUCAAAAAGCGAAAAAUAUGGUUAAUACGGUUGCCGUUAGCAGUGCUGAAGCAGAACGAGGAUUUUCAUUGAUGAACAUCAUAACUACUGAUAUAAGAGCCAGAUUAACAGUGCAGACAGUAUCAAAUUUGAUGACAUUAAACUUAGUUGGUCGUCCAUUGGAAAAUUGGAACGCAGUUUCCUAUGUAAAAACUUGGUUGAGAAACCAUAACUCGGCAGAUGAUAUAAGGGUUAAAAAAUCUAAACCGAAAAAAUAUGCUGAAAAUCAAUUAGCUAUUUGGAAAACUGAUAAUUUUGCUCGUGGUCUACUAUUUGAUGAAUCAAAAGAAUGCGAGAAAAAUCGCAAAAAGAAAGAAAGAUAA
This is a messenger RNA of Hydra vulgaris (swiftwater hydra), 876 nucleotides long. RefSeq names its product E3 SUMO-protein ligase KIAA1586-like. The record is from RefSeq and is a predicted model, not a curated record. Gene Ontology annotation, molecular function: SUMO ligase activity. Gene Ontology annotation, biological process: protein sumoylation. Lineage: Eukaryota; Metazoa; Cnidaria; Hydrozoa; Anthoathecata; Hydridae.